Notothenia coriiceps (black rockcod) is the source of this 597-nucleotide messenger RNA. RefSeq names its product filamin-C-like. Gene Ontology annotation, molecular function: actin filament binding. Gene Ontology annotation, biological process: actin cytoskeleton organization. The annotation marks the transcript as partial. The transcript has 5 exons. The record is from RefSeq and is a predicted model, not a curated record. Lineage: Eukaryota; Metazoa; Chordata; Actinopteri; Perciformes; Nototheniidae.
UCCAAAACCCUUUAGAGGGCUACAAGAAACGAACUGAGUUCAGUAUCUGGACCCGAGAGGCCGGAGCUGGAGGUCUGUCCAUCGCAGUGGAGGGACCGAGCAAAGCAGAGAUCACCUUCGAGGACAGGAAGGACGGAUCCUGUGGCGUGGCGUACGUGGUUCAGGAACCUGGUGACUAUGAGGUCUCCAUUAAGUUUAACGAUGAACACAUCCCAGACUCUCCGUUCAUCGUCCCGAUCGCCACGCUGUCUGACGACGCUCGCCGCCUCUCCAUCACCAGCCUGCAGGAGAUGGGUCUGAAGGUGGGUCAGGAGGCGUCCUUCGCUGUGCAACUGAAUGGAGUGAGAGGCCUGAUCGACGCUAAGAUCCACACGCCGUCCGGAGCCAUCGAGGAGUGCUUCAUCACGGAGCUGGAAAACGACCAGCACGCUAUCCGGUUCAUCCCGAGGGAAAACGGAGUUCAUUCUAUCGACGUUCGUUUCAACGGCAGCCACGUUCCCGGCAGUCCGUUUAAGAUCCGAGUGGGAGAGCAAGGACAGGUCGGAGAUCCCGGCAUGGUGUCCGCCUUCGGUCCGGGACUGGAGGGAGGAACCACAG